Messenger RNA from Ilex paraguariensis (yerba mate), 2828 nucleotides. The record is from the annotation of a GenBank genome assembly. NCBI's taxonomy places the organism in Eukaryota, Viridiplantae, Streptophyta, Magnoliopsida, Aquifoliales, Aquifoliaceae.
CUAUACGAGCAACAAAACCCUUCUUCUUCUUCUUGUUCGUUAUCGGACAGCUCUCAGAAGCCUCAGUCUCUCUCCUCCAACCCUUUAGUGGUGAACAGAACCACACACACAGGUUCAAUGGAGAAAGAGAGGACUCUUCUGGUGAGCUCAAAAUCGGAACUAAAACGGAGAGAAAAGCAGAAGAAGAAAUCAAAAUCCGGAGGCUUUGAAUCGUUAGGUCUAAGCUCCAAUGUCUACCGAGGAAUCAAACGAAAGGGGUACCAAGUCCCGACGCCGAUACAGCGGAAGACGAUGCCUAUCAUACUGUCCGGUUCCGACGUCGUUGCCAUGGCCCGGACCGGCUCCGGCAAGACGGCAGCGUUUUUGGUCCCCAUGCUUGAGAAAUUGAAGGAACACGUGCCUCAGGGUGGCGUUAGAGCUCUCAUUUUAUCUCCCACCAGAGACCUGGCGUUGCAGACCUUGAAGUUCACCAAAGAACUCGGUCGAUUUACAGAUCUUCGUAUUAGUUUACUGGUUGGUGGUGAUAGUAUGGAAAGCCAAUUUGAAGAAUUGGCACAGAAUCCUGAUAUCAUAAUUGCAACUCCUGGCAGGCUCAUGCACCACCUUUCUGAGGUUGAUGAUAUGUCAUUGCGUACUGUGGAGUAUGUGGUUUUUGACGAAGCUGAUUGUCUCUUUAGCAUGGGCUUUGCCGAGCAGCUGCAUCAAAUUCUAAGCCAGCUGAGCGAGAAUCGUCAGACCUUGCUUUUCAGUGCAACCCUACCAAGUGCCCUUGCAGAAUUUGCUAAGGCUGGUCUGCGUGAUCCUCAGCUUGUGCGAUUAGAUUUGGAAACUAAGAUUAGCCCCGAUUUGAAGCUUAUUUUUUUCACUUUAAGGCAGGAAGAAAAGUAUGCUGUAUUGUUGUAUUUAAUAAGAGAACAAAUAAGCUCUGAUGAGCAGUCAUUGAUUUUUGUUUCCACAAAAUAUCAUGUGGAGUUCCUUAACAUUCUUUUUAGGGAAGAGGGUGUGGAGCCUUCUCUUUGUUAUGGUGAUAUGGAUCAAGAUGCCCGCAAGAUUCAUGUAGCAAGGUUUAGAUCAAGAAAAACGAUGCUGCUGAUUGUGACAGAUGUUGCAGCUCGGGGAAUUGACAUCCCGUUGCUUGAUAACGUUAUCAACUUCGACUUCCCCUCCAAACCUAAGCUUUUUGUUCAUCGCGUAGGGCGAGCUGCAAGGGCUGGUCGGACUGGUACUGCAUAUUCUCUUAUCACAUCUGAAGAUAUGCCUUGCCUUUUAGAUCUUCAUCUCUUUCUGUCAAAAUCAAUAAGAGCUGCUCCCACAGAGGAAGAAGUUUUACAAGAUAAGGAUGGAGUUCUGUCCAAAAUCGAUCAAGCCAUUGCCAAUGGAGAAACAGUUUAUGGUCGUCUACCCCAAACAGUUAUAGAUCUCCUUUCAGACAGAGUCCAAGAAAUCAUUGAUUUUUCUACGGAACUAGAUUCUUUGCUGAAACCCUGUACUAAAGCAUUUCUCUUGUAUUCAAAGACAAAAGCAAAACCAUCUAGGGAAUCCAUUAGGAGAGUGAAAGAAUUACCCCGCGAAGGGUUGCAUCCAAUUUUCAGAAAUUUGCUGGGUGGCAAUGAGUUAACAGCACUUGCUUUUUCUGAACGCUUGAAAGCAUUCAGACCCAAGCAGACCAUUUUGGAAGCUGAAGGUGAAGCCGCUAAAUCAAAGCAUCUGCAUGGACAUUCUAGUCAGUGGGUUGAUGUGAUGAAGAAGAAAAGAGCUAUUCAUGAGGAGGUCAUCGCUAAAGUACAUCAACAACGCUCCACUGAUCAUGUGGCUGAGGAAGUUGAAUCUGAAUAUAUUUCUUCCAAGUGCAAGGAGAAGGAAGUUUCUGGUUCUAAAAGGAAGGCAAAGAGCUUCAGGGAUGAGGAGUAUUUUAUAAGUUCAGUGCCAACAAAUCAACAUUUUGAGGCUGGACUUUCAGUGAGAGCUAAUCAGGGCUUUGAAUCAAACAGGUUGGAAGCUGCUGUUCUGGAUCUAGUUGCAGAUGAUAGCGGAGGAUUGCAGAAACAUAAAUCUUCGUAUCAUUGGGAUAAGAGGAGUAAGAAAUACAUCAAGUUGAACAAUGGCGAGCGUGUGACAGCUAGUGGAAAGAUAAAGACAGAGAAUGGUGCAAAAGUAAAAGCUAACAAAACUGGGAUGUAUAAGAGGUGGAAAGAGCGAUCACAUAAUAAAAUCUCUCUUAAAGGGACAAAUAACCUGGGCAACACUGAAGAAUCUACGAGUUUGGCAGGAGGUCAUGGAUUGCACAGGGAUAAUAGAAGGUUCAGAGGUGGAAAGAAGAAUCACUCGGUACCUAAUGCUCAUGUGCGUUCUGAGAUUAAAAAUCCUGAACAAGUUCGGAAGGAAAGGCAGAAGAAGGCAAGUAGAAUUUCUCAUAUGAAGGGCACACCUAAGAAGGGGAAAAAGUUCGGUAAAAAUGGUAAAAGAGGAAAGUCAAGGUAAGGGUGGAGGGACGAAUGGUCUAAUUUCGUUACCUUGAUUUCAUUUUGGAGUUUUUGGGAAGAAAGCCAAACUAAAUGAGUAAGGGCGACUGGUUCGUUUUCCUUUGUUCUUGGAUGUUAAGCCUUAACUUUUUUUUCUUUCACAAAAGAAAGAGCAUGCUUCUUUAACAUAAACCAAAUCAAUAGCAGAAGUGGCAAUAUGUUUUCAGUUGUAUAUGUAUUACUAGAAAUCUUUGAUGAUGCUAAACAAAAACAUAUUUGUAAAGCCAUUUAUUGAUUGAUUGCCUUCCCAUUUGAUUACUUAUCCAUAUUCAAAAGAAAGGGAUAGGUAAUGCUGUUGGAAAUGUG